AAAACCUGUCUGUCAGGUAAAGAUACCAAUGGUGAUUCGGGGAAGGGACAAGAUAUGAUCCAAUUCGAUCAGAAAACUGAAUCUUGAAGAACUUCAGUACGUACAGCGGUACAGGAAGUCCAUGCCUUUUAUCUUCCCAAGCAGAUAUCGAUCAGUGACGUUGCCGGUAGCGUUACACCGUCAACUUCGGAGGACAGUAGCCCGUGGCCCCCGCGUUUGGAAUGGCUUAUUGCAUGUCGGCAAAGGGGAACGAACCCUUUACAGCCGCUAAAUACUAAUCAGGCUCUUCUCGCUUUCUCACAGCUCCGACAACACGAGCCAGUCGUGCGGGUUUCCAUUAUUACUAUGGCCGAGUUGAUUUGUCGUCUCCUCGCAUGCUUGUGCUAAUUUAAUCUCACCCCACCCAUGUCUGCGCGUGUACCCCUCUAUGUUGCUGCACGAUCGACUGCAAAGCAGAAAAGACAACGGACUCGGUCAGGCUGUUUCGUAUGCAAGCGAAGAAAGGUCAAGUGUGAUGAGGGGAAACCCUCAUGUGGUCAGUGCCGUGCCAAAAGUCUCACUUGCACCUACGACCGUAAUGCUACGCGGACCCGUGUGAACGAUGACGCAAGGAAUACUUCCACAGCUCUAGGGUCGAUUCAAGCACCUACGAUCCGGAGUUCCUCUUGGGACUCAGUGGACCCUGACAAAGUUUCUCACUCCAUUCACGACCAAGAUGUCGUGAACAGUCAGGUUGAAGAGCCACUCGCCAAAGAUUUCUGCGCGCAAAUGACUCGGAAUAUCAUUCGGAGUGUCGACUGUCCGGGAAACCCUCAUUUGGACGUCUUCAAAUGCCUCAUGCAGUCCCCAACAGUUCUACACGCAUCACGAGCACUUGCGAACCUUCAUAAUUCUGCGCCCGCGUUAUGUCCUGAAGAAGUUGUCCGCAGCCGAACAGCCAGUUUAAAGCAUCAAGGAACAGCGAUUCAACUUCUCAAACGCGACCUUCAAAUUCCCAAAUUGGCCCAUACGGAUGCUGUACUCGCAGCGACUAUACUACUUUAUCUGUUCGAGAAGGCAUAUGAUGCCGACAACGAAAACCAUUUAAGCUACUUUGAAGGAGCUCGUACCCUGAUUCACCAGCGCUUCUUCACCGUAAAAGACGUAGCUUCGCAAGAGGACGAAGUCUCGUGGGCUACAAGGGUUCUGGUGAAAACAUUCGUCUGGCAUAAUGUAACGAUUAUUGUGUCUAAGCCGUUCUUGUUCCAGGAUAGGGACGUCGAUAUUCUUAGACUGACGGACUUGCUGAAUGUAAAGAGUGAACAGAAUCUGUAUUUGCUAGGCUGGGCGAAAGAUGUAUUCUGGUUUAUGACCAAUCUUGCUGCUUUUACUCAGAGCCUACUGGUCGGUAUGCCCCCAGACCAAGAUAACGCUGCAUGGAGUAUGAGGAUGCUUCCUAGAGCGAUGCGCGUCGAAAAAAGGCUUAAAGCGCACACGGUGACUAUAGAGUCGGUGAAAUAUUAUAUGGGAAAGGUUGAGGUUGCCGAGGACACAAUGAAACAUUGUCUAUCAACAAUCGAACUGUUACGCCGAACCUCACUGCUCUAUCUGUACCAGGUGAUGCCGGACUUGAUGCCAUCGUUCUUGGUCGACGACCUAGCGCAUGAGUUACUCCAACAACUACACGACAUUCCGAAGGACAGCCCCAUGAUAGCAUACCAUGGGUGGAUUCUGCUCACUGUCGGUGCACAAUGCCUGGAUCCUAUAGACCGUGGAUUGGUGCUCGAAAGAUUGGAGCUCAGUCACGGCAAAUUUCAGCUAUCGUCGGUCGCCACCAAUGCAACGAAACUCCUUUUAGAGGUCUGGAGGCGAAGAGACGAGCGACUUAGGGACGGAACCUAUACAAGUCGUGUGGGCAUCGGGCAUUGGACUGAUGUUUUGAGGGAUAUCGGACCAAAUCUGGCGACAGCAGGUGCACGACAAAACAUUAUCCGACUGUGGGUUGCUUCUUUCUAGAUAAGCAACACCCACGAAUGUGAGCAGUAACGCCAUAUCGUUGAUCACCAACAACUUACUCUAUACCAACGAAAAGCUUUCGCUUAUUUUAUAUCCCAUCCGAUUGGCUCGCUUCUAAG
Aspergillus glaucus CBS 516.65 is the source of this 2114-nucleotide messenger RNA. RefSeq names its product Zn(II)2Cys6 transcription factor. Lineage: Eukaryota; Fungi; Ascomycota; Eurotiomycetes; Eurotiales; Aspergillaceae. Gene Ontology annotation, biological process: positive regulation of transcription by RNA polymerase II. The transcript is spliced from 5 exons. Bases 406 to 1995 code for a protein of 529 amino acids. Gene Ontology annotation, molecular function: transcription cis-regulatory region binding; DNA-binding transcription factor activity, RNA polymerase II-specific; zinc ion binding. Gene Ontology annotation, cellular component: nucleus. The record is from RefSeq and is a predicted model, not a curated record.